UUCCUUUUGAAUUUAAAAACCAAGAUGUGCAUGUGUGUUGUAUAUAUAUAAUACACACAACAUACAACAUAGUUUCACAAUUCGCACCAACAAAAUUUGUCCACAAAUACACCAAAGAAAAUACAGAAAAAACGGAAGCUGGGGCCACCAUCAACAUGUCGCAGUUCCUCUGCUCUCUAACGAUCGUCUUCAUAUUCCUAGCAUCGACAAACAUCCAAAAAACAGCAGCCGGUCCACCAUCCUACUCCCAAAACCACAAAACGUUCGUGAAAACGGCUUGCAACUCGACAACAUCCCCUGGCAAAUGCUACAAGUCCUUAUCCUCAUACUCCACCACCAUCAAAUCCGACCCAAUCAAGCUAUGCAUCACCGCGCUUAACCUAAACGUGAAAUCCGCAAAGGAAGCGACUUCCGUAGUCUCUAAGCUUCUCAAAAAGUCUCAGAAAUCCACCGCGGGACGAAAGAAUAAAAUGUUAUCGGAGACACUUAUUCUCAAGGAUUGCCUCGAGGAGAUGAAGGACACAAUUAUUGAGCUCAAGCAAGCGAUCACAGAGAUGAAGAAUCUAGAAGACGGUGAUUCUGUGGCUGAGCAUAUUACAAACGUUAGGACUUGGGUGAGCUCGGCGUUGACAGACGAAGGGACUUGCACGGACGGGUUCGAGGAGGUGAAAGUGAAUAAAGAAACAACGAAGAAGGUUAAGAAGGUUGUUGAGGAACUUGCAAUGACGACGAGUAAUACCUUGGCGCUUAUUACGAAUCUACGUUACUAGCUAAUGAUUUUUUGUUUUUUUUAAAGGUUAUGAAAAUUAUUGAUGAAUUAUUAAUCACCACUCCUUGCAUGUGCAUGUUUUCUUUUUUUUUUUUUCACGUCAAAAUUGAUGCGACGAAGUUAUUGUAUCUACUAUAUUAUAUUGUAUCAUGUUAGAGUGCAUUUAAUUAAUUAAGCCAACUUGUAUGACAUAUUA
Messenger RNA from Camelina sativa (false flax), 965 nucleotides. Lineage: Eukaryota; Viridiplantae; Streptophyta; Magnoliopsida; Brassicales; Brassicaceae. The record is from RefSeq and is a predicted model, not a curated record.